This is a messenger RNA of Manis javanica (Malayan pangolin), 5580 nucleotides long. RefSeq lists its product as uncharacterized. Lineage: Eukaryota; Metazoa; Chordata; Mammalia; Pholidota; Manidae. The record is from RefSeq and is a predicted model, not a curated record.
GAGCACACAGCACGCCACCACAACACCAACACACCCUACAGAGCACAGAGAGAACCUAAAUCAGAUGUCACUCACAACACACACAACUGCAUCACAUUUAAGAAUUUGCUUUAUAAUGCACAGGGUUACUCCAUUAUACACAGAUUAAUCCCACAAAAUCCAAACUGGAUGCAUAACACCCAGCUUCCUCCCACAAAGCACAGACCCACAACACACACACACACACGCACACACAACUCAGCACUAUACCCUAUAUUACACAAACACACACAGCCACACAGAUUUUUAUCCCAUAAUGUGUGGAUAUAUCUGAUACUCACAAACAGGCUUCCAAAUUCAUGCUCCAACACUUGUGCCAUGAUACUGAGUCUCAUCCUGCAACAUACAGACUCACCCAACAAUUCAGGGGUGGCUCCCAACACACGCUCAAUGCAAUACACAGACUCAUGCAGAGGCACCUAUGUUCUACAGUCCAUAGACCUGCUCCAGAGCAGCUCAGCACGCACAGACGUGCCCUGUACAAAGCAUGGAAUUCAUUAUAACACACAAACUAACACACAAUGUAAGUCCUUUCCCUGUAAACUCAGACAGCCUCACAAAUACACAGAACACUCCAUAAUACAUAUUACAUCUCCCAAGACACCUAGAGGUGCUUUAAUAUGUACAGAGGAGCUUCACAAUGCUCAGCGUUGCAGUGCACAAAACUUUGCUCUGUGGUGCACAAACCCCUCCACCCACAAAAUGCCCACCUGCCUCUGAUUCACAAACAUGCUGCAUAGCAGCAAGAUGUUUCCCAUGAACACAGAGAGGUCCCCAAAUGCUCAGACAUAGUCCAUGCACAUACAUACACACAUGCACUCUACAACACACAGGCAUCGUACAGUGCGCAGAACACCCCCUCAAUAGCGAUCAGCCUCAGAAUACCUGGGCACCUGUACAGCGUAGACACCCUCCUCAGAGCAACAUGGCUCCCCCAGGACUUGCAGAAUUGCAUCACAAUUUACAGACGUCCCUGAUAAAGCACAGACUUGGACAACAAUACUGACUCAUUCUGCAAGGCACACAGACAUGCCAUAAUCCAGGGACUGACUACUCACGACACAUAAGCAUGCCUUUCAAAAUAGAUGCUCUUGUAAACACACAAAAUUCUCUGACAGCUCACAAAAUCACAUCACCACACAUCUUCCCUUUAGAGCAGAGGCUGGCCACACAGUUCACAUGGUUGGCCCAUGGCAGAAAGCCUUGCCACACAGUGCAAACAUUUGCACCUUGAUUUCCAAACUUGAUUUAAAACAAUGCCCUCUGAACAAGAUCUGGUCUCUCAAUUCACAGAUAAGCCCCGUAAUCCUUGGGUAAAUUUUUCAGUCCCUGGGUGCUCUGCAACCCAAGACAUGCCACAACACCUAGACAUACCCCACAAGGCCCGGAGACCUGCCACAAAGCAAAACACCCCCCCAAAAAAGGGGUGGUACAGAUUGUGGUUAAAAGCUUACACUUGAGGUUCAGACUUACUCGGUUCCAAUCCCACUUAUCACUUAACACUGUGUGACCUUGGGAAGGUUUCUUCGCUUCUCUGUGCCUUUUCUCAGGUAUAAAUUGGGAAUAAUAAUGCCUGUAAAGUGUUUAGAACAGGGUCUGGCAUGGAAUUAGUGUUGUCAAUGUUAGCUGAUCUUGUUGCUGUUGUUGUUGCUGUUGUUGUUUCUACACAUGGAACUGGACCCUAAUGGAGAUGGGAGCUGGAGAGAGCCAGCUGGUGGGGGAAGAGGGAUCCCUGCCCAGUGCCCGUUUGCCACCUGGUGACCAUAUUGAGAACUUUGCACAUUACCUAUUUACUGAGGCCGUAAAAAUUACCAAAGAUCUGAAGAGAGGACUCCUGAAGCAAGCUCUAAGCCUUGCCGCCUGCCCAGGCGAUCAGGACGGUGGGCGACUGUUACCGCUGAGGAAAAACAAGCAGAUCCUGGCGGGGGUUCUUAGCGCUUUGGCCUUGAUAUGGGUUAAUGGACCGUGCUUCUCGCUGCCCUGCCGGGACGGAGUGGGGCGGGUGGCCUUAGCGGGGCAACCGAGGUGGUGUCCUGACACAGCGACCAGUCAGAAGUGGCAGCACCCAGUCUCCCACCCCGGUGGGGCAGGGGCCGGCCCCGCGCGCAAGGAGUGGCCCUCGGGCGAGCAGCGGGGCAGCAGGCGGGCGGGCGCCGGAGGGGCCACCCACGCGGGCAGGCUCUCCCGGGAGCAGCUGGGGGAUAAAGGCUGCGCUGAAGGCCGCUGCUGCAGAGGAGGCGCGCUGCAGAGACAACACACGUCCUCCCCAGAGGGGGCAUAUUGUGCCUUGGCGGCUGGGAGAGUAGAUCGCGCGCCGGGAGCAGCCACCCGCAGCUGCAGAAUCCUGGCCGUCACUUACCCCUCACUCGAAUGACCACAGCCGGGAUACGGUCGAGUGGACGGAGGCACUCGCCUCAGGCCCAAAAUUUAAGGGCCCACCAAGACACUCAGUAAAUAAGAAAAAAAAUAUUAAUGCCGUAUCUUUAAAAUUCAAACAAUACAAAAAUUCCAUGAUGAACAAUGUAUGAAAAUAUUAAAAAUAAAGACAUGACCCGAUCCUGACUCGGCACUUGGCCACGCUUCCUCACCCGAGCCCCCAGCUCUGCAAACCAGCUCGGAAGUGAUCCCUCCUCUCUCCGCCGUGUCAAGUCCCGGACCUCGGCCGUACUCAGCAUCGGCUCCUCCGCUGCAGUGAGCUGGGUUUUCCCUGUGUACGUGCCUCCCUAGCUGUGCAGAAGGAAGUAGGGACUGCUGCUUCCCCACUUGUGCCUCAAGGAGCCAAGCCCCUCGCUUUGCACCUGGCGUGGGGCCAGCGUGGAGUUCGGCAGUCACGGAAGGCCAGAGUUUAUGCAGUGGUGGCCCCAGGUUGCAAAGUUCUGCAUUGGAACCACCGAACCCCCACCGAAGCCAGUGAAAAUAAGGUAAAGAGGAAGAGCAAACGGAGGAGGGGAUCAUGAAACUACUGUUCAAAUUUAUGUUCUUUUUCUCAAAAAAAAAAAAUAUUUGGAAGCUUUGGGCAUGGCCAGUCCCCUGAAAGAUCAGGGGAAAGGGCGAAGUUGUCGGAGCACUUCCCCAAGUCCUGGUUUACUAAACUGAGUUUGCUUACCUUGCGGUGCUAAAUAGUCAAACAUUCUGCUUGGCAUGAACGGGGAAGAAAUUGGGGAAGUGCAGACCUUGCGGACUGCGUGCGGCAGGGCUCACCACCCACCUACCUCGGCUUCAGUGUUCCUUCUCUGCCCGGGUUGCACUGUUCCACUCUGUAGCCAGCGGAGGGCACUGUUGCUGCGUAGAAUCCAUUUUGACUUUUUGGGGGAAAAAUUUUCAGAGCUAAAAGAAAAAUACUUAGCUCCAGUAAGAAAUAUGUAUAAGCUCCCAUGAAAUUUUAAUGUGAAAGAUAGAUUAUUAUUAAGAACUUAUGGAUUUCUAUUUGAUUUAAUGGCCCAUCGAACCACGAGAGGACAGUGAAGAUGUUUCAUAACUGUCUUUGUUAUCAAGAUUAAAAUAGCAAGAACAAAAUAGCAACGUUAUAAUAAAUAUCAGCAUGAUAUCCCUGAAUUAUUUAGGGAACAAACAGGACUUUUUCUCCUAGGAAUGUGUGUGCCAAGUCCUAGUAACAAGAAAGAAUAGGUCUGAUUUGUCCUAAACAUCUGCUUUUUUUAUGCAUUGCAAACAUAAGCCCAUUCAUUAAUAUCAGGACAGUUAAAUGUAACUCCAUCUUACCAAAGAAAUGUGGCAUCUGAGGCCCUUUAUGAUUUGCCUCAACAGACUUUUCCAAAUUUGUUUUUUACUAUCCACUUCAGCCACCUUGUGUUUUAGCCUCAUCUAGUCUAGUCCCCAUACUUCCAGCACUUUCCUGCCUCUGUCUUCGCCCCUUUCUUACUUCCCACUCAACUCACACCCUUCUGCAUAUAUUGGAAAUCCUACAUUAGAGCUUUAAGGUCCAAUUCCAAUGCGGACCCUUUUGUGAGUGCUGCAUACAGGUCUUACUGGCUCUACUGUGAGCACUUAUGCAAUGAAAUGACCUAUUCUGUUCUAGAUGUCAAGACAUUCACAAAAUGAUUAAAAUAUGGAGAAACAAAAGGCACUACAAAGAAGUGCCAUGAAUGCUGUAAUCAGAGUAAGUGCGGGAAGGAGGCUCUGGGAGCUCUGAUAGUGGUUUCCAGUCAGAACCAGCUGGAGGGAGCAGGGAAAGCUUCUUGGAAAAGGUGGUGCUUGAACUAGUGUUGAAAGCUAAGGACAGCUGGAUGGUUGAGGUAGCCCCUCACCUGGCUGGCUUGUAGGUUACAGGGGAGGAUGGGAGGAGGUAGUGGGGGAGGAUAUUAGGAGAGUAGGCAGGGUGCCAUCAAUCAGAGGAAGGUGGGACUUUGCUCAACAAUCCCUGGGGCCUCAUGGGAGUGAUUUAAAGAGGAGUAAGUCCUGGAUUAGACUCCUAUUUUAGGAAGGUUGCUCUGGAGGCAGUGUGGUCGGUCAGUAGGCUUGAUAGCAGGGUGAUGACAGAAGGCUGCAUUAUUCUUCAGAUGAGGAAUGAAGGGCCUGAACUGAACCAAGGCACAUAAAGUGGGAAUGGACAGAAGGGAGAAGGUUAGGCCCCAAGAACACAUUGUUUGUGCACAGACUCUUAUGGAAUGUGUGGCUUUCUACCUUCUAAUGUGUUAUGUUUAUCUACCUUCUAAUGUGUUAUGUUUAUCUUCCGAGAAGACUAAGUUCCUUGAGAUGGAGGCUUUUCCUCAGUUCAUUUGUUCCUCGUAUCACAUGGCCUUGUAUAUGAUAAGCUCUUAUCAGCACAAGUUGAUUGAGGAGAACGAAUGAAUGUCUGAAAUGUUUGAUCAUGGGGGUUUACUUUCGAAAUGCUCUGUUAUUGCUCUUUGGUCUCAAAAGUCAGUUGAAUGACAUCUUUGUUUAUCAUGUUAGUAAAUGCAUUGUGGGAGUUUAUGAAUCUUGAAAAAAAGAUUUCUCAUUGUUACCAUUCCUACUGGUUACCAUUUAUGGAUAUUAUACUUGAAAAUGUUAAAUGAUUCUAAGGGUCUGUACUUUUUGGGCUUGUGUAUGUGUUUAAAAUUUUUGGAGGAAAAUGAUCAUGAUUGCUCUGCACAGCUUAUAUAAAAGCAAACCCCUUAAGACCAAAUGUCCUUUCAUAACAAAAGCUGCAAUGAACUCAAUCCUGUUUAUUCAUACAAAUCCUCACAGGGUGUGGCAUUUACAAAAUUCUUUGUUCUUCUCAGUUGAAAUGCUGUUAGAAAAACAUCUUGAGAGCCUCCUGCCAUUUUGGGCACUUGAGCAGUGUGAGCCCCAACUCAUGACUUCAGAGCUCAGUCAGCUAGGCUUUAUUUCACCUUACAAUGUAUUCUAGGCAUCCUUGGACUCACAAGGACUAGAAGAAUGAUGUUACACUGUCAACCCUGUAGAUAAACAUACUUUGGAAAAAUACCCUGAGUAGAGGUACACUUCAUUAUACUGUUAAGCAGGAAAAUACAUAUGAGUGGGGUGGAAAGAGAAAAAGGCCAGGAAAGUCCACUAAAAAGACCCAAAGUUAAUCAAUUA